CUCUGUCGCGACUUGCUUCCCUCCCAUCUCCAGUCUGACUCACUCAGCUACAGGGUAUCGAUCACCGCGCCACCGAGCACGAAGCAACGACGACGACGACGACCAAUAUGGAGGACGGAGGCAAGAGCGGCGGCCGGAGGAGGCUCAAGGACCGCCUCGCGCGGCUGCUCCGUCCGGCCAACUCGCUCCUCCGCUCGCCGUGCAGCUCCUCCUCCUCCACCUCCACAGCCACUUUCACGACCGCCAUGACCACCACCACCGCGGCGACGACGGUGUCGACGGCGUCGUCUUCCACGGCUACUACCGCCGCUUUCCUGCCCCGCGUCGAGCCCUUCUCCGCGGCGCUUGACAUCCUCCGUCGUCCUCCUCCUCCUCCUCCUCCGGAGCAGCAGCAGAAGAAGAAGAGCAAGAGCAAGAGCGCCACCGUGCAAAGGUGCUGCUCGUCCCGGCAUUGCUCCUGCCGGCAUUUCGGUGGCGGGAUGAAGCCGAAGCUCUCGUCCAACCCCUACGGCUUCACCACCUCCGACGACGACGACGAGGACACCGACGGCGACGACUGCAGGGAGGCCUUCUUCUCCUCGAGAAGCCUGAUGUCCUCCGACUCCGGCUUCUACCCGUGCUCCAAGCAGCAACAGCAGCAGCAGCUUCUUCCCCACAAGAGCAAGAACCGCCACCACCACCGUCGCCACCGCCAGCAAAAGACGCGUCGCCGGCGCCGGCGGGCGUCGGGCUGCGUGGACGAAGCGUGCAGCGUGAGGGAAGGCGCGGUGGGGUCGUCGUCGUUCCGGCCACUGGUGACGACGGCGGCGGUCGAGGAGGAGGUGAGGAAGGGGCUGGCGGUGGUGAAGCGGUCGAGGGACCCGUACGGCGACUUCCGGGAGUCCAUGGCGGAGAUGAUCGUGGAGCGGCAGGUGUUCGCCGCGGCGGAGCUGGAGCGGCUGCUCCGGUCGUACCUGUCCCUCAACCCGCCGCGCCUCCACCCCGUCAUCCUCCAGGCCUUCUCCGACAUUUGGGUCGUCCUCCGCGGCGGCUAGCUAGCUGGCUCGCCGGCGUUGUUGCCACCAUUGGCCGGCCAUCUCGCCGGCCGGUGCAUGGCUGUCGUGUGUACGAUUUUCAUGGCGUUAAUGGGGGAGUGAUUAGUUGGAGCGUGAAGUGCAGCGUGGUGCACUACUACUACUGUUAACCGUUAACUCUUGCACCUGAUGUCUCAUGCUUGUCGGACAAAAUUAAUUUUCACUUA
Molecule: messenger RNA, 1240 nt
Organism: Oryza brachyantha (malo sina)
Lineage: Eukaryota; Viridiplantae; Streptophyta; Magnoliopsida; Poales; Poaceae
Product: transcription repressor OFP8-like
Exons: 1
Coding region: 108-1034 (308 amino acids)
Biological process (GO): negative regulation of DNA-templated transcription
Source: RefSeq, a predicted model, not a curated record